Molecule: messenger RNA, 2368 nt
Organism: Lingula anatina
Lineage: Eukaryota; Metazoa; Brachiopoda; Lingulata; Lingulida; Lingulidae
Product: tubulin monoglutamylase TTLL4-like
Biological process (GO): protein polyglutamylation; microtubule cytoskeleton organization
Cellular component (GO): ciliary basal body
Molecular function (GO): tubulin-glutamic acid ligase activity; tubulin binding
Source: RefSeq, a predicted model, not a curated record
ACAGACGCGAACCUGAUACCAUCGCGUCUGGUCACGCUCCACUUGUGCCUAGUGGUUUAAACAUGCAGGAGUAGAUUUACCACUAGUUAAUAAAGUGACGACGAAGAAGCACCAGCUACCUGUCAGUUCGCCCUGGAGUAAAUGUCCGCAACAUGACCCUGACAAAUAACUGGACUACGUGGGCAGUUUUAUUGCUUGGUGCUUCCACUUAUUCUACAGUACGCUGCACAGACAAUGAACACUGCUCAAAACCGACGUCAGCUAACGGAGAUCUGGAGGACUGUCUUCAUACAUCUAAGGAAGAUAUCACAUGGACAUCGUCAACCGACAAGGUAUCGGAGCCGUUACUGCCGGCACUCACACCCAGCCUGUUCUCCAAUGUCCCACCCUACAUCAACUUUAUAAUGCCUGGACAACAGAAAGAGCCACUUCCGGAGAACAUCCGGCGCCGUCUGUUCUGGUACGAGCCGGGUUCCCCAAUCAUCUCGGCCACGGCAAACCGGUCUGGGUACGCACUGACCAAAGAUGGCGGGCUGUGGUCAGGUUGUUACACUGGGUGUUAUCAACCCCACCAAACACACAUGUAUGCAUCCAUUCAACCCAGUCAAAAGUAUAACCACCUUCCCAACAACUGGGCCAUAGGCUGCAAGGACCGUCUUGCACACAGGAUGCGGAAAAUGAAACUAAAGCACGGCAAGAAGAACUUUAAUUUCCAUCCAUCGACCUACAUCAUCCCUGAUGAGAUGGACGCACUGAGGGUGGAAUUGGAUCUCGCCACAAAGGGGCAACUGUGGAUUUUAAAGCCGCCAUGUUUCCAUGGAGGCAGAGGCAUUGAAGUGAUACAGCGAUAUGAACAGAUUCCGAGGGAUCAAAGAAAUGUCAUACAAAGAUAUAUCACCAACCCAUAUCUCAUAGACGGGUAUAAAUUUGACUUGAGGAUCUAUGUCCAUAUUGCCAGUAUAGACCCGCUAAGAGUGUACAUUUACCCCGAUGGAAUAGUCAAGUUUGCUACCAAAAAAUUUACCACAGGGGACCUGGACGGUAUGAUCCAUCUGACCAAUAAUGAAAUCAACACAAAGAACCCGGAAUACACACUGGAUCACUCUCUGAAAACGGGACAUAAAUGGUCGAUCUCUACUCUCUGGGAGUAUCUGAAGAAGACGGACGGAAUCGACCACGAGCCAAUAUGGGAGAAAAUCAAAGACAUCGUAAUUAAGACAAUUAUCACUGGAGAGCCUGAGAUGUAUGACGGAGUACGGAAAUACUUAAAAAGCAAAUACAGCGGACAUGAACUGCUUGGCUUUGAUAUACUUCUGGACGAGAAUAUGGAUCCUUGGAUUCUGGAGGUCAACAUAGCACCUGGUAUUUUGGCACAUCCUGGUCACUUUCACCCGGUCAAUGACCCCAUGGCCAGGGACCUGUUGAAUAUAGCCGGAUUCAGAAUUCCUGGUGGUGCAGUCAAUGAAAGCGACGAAGAAAGUGGGUCUGACGUUCCUGACCACUUACUGCUGGGCGAACGGUGGUGGUCAAAUACGCUCUCUACCGUAGAACAAGCAAAACAGAAAUAUUAUUGUGAUAACCACAAGGACGAGAAUAUCGUAUCUACUAUCCUGGACAAUCUGACACCGGAUGACAUCCGGGUCCUCGUUGACACAAUAGACGAGAACAGCAGGCGGGGAGGAUUCGACAGGAUCUAUCCAAGAUUAGACACAGACAAAUAUUUCCAGUUCUUUGAGAGGCCGAGAUAUCACAACCUUCUUGUUCAUGAAUGGUUGAAAAAAUUCCGUAAAAACGAAGAGGAAGGAAUAGCUCUACUAGAAUCACAUUGUAAAGAGUCAAAACAUCUUUCAGACUAGCGCAUUGCAGUGCAGUCGACAUGGGGCGGUGUGAGUGGUGAUGCUUUGAAAAAAAAACUGCAUAUAGAAAUACAUCAUCCCAUAUCAUCUAUGAAUUAAACUUGCAUGCUAUCGUGUGAGAAGGAACAGAUCUCAUUUUAUAAGAGCCCUCAAGAAAAUGACUUGAGUUUAUGUGAAUGUUAUCCAUUUUGAAUGGACAUACAUUAAAGUAAUUUAUGUAGUGUUUUAAUGCGGCGUUUUUAAAAGAAUCUCAUUUCUUGUAAAAUAAUUUAUACAGUGUUUAAGCAAGUCGUCGUUUAAAGAAUAUCACUCAAAACUUGCGGAGAGUGUUUGUCGUUGCGGUAAAGUAAGCAUAACCCGACAGCGAGUUUUAGAUUCGAAAAAAAAAUCGAAUUUUUCAGCUACACAGUCAAUUGUCUCUAGGCCACGGCACCACUUAUGGGUACUUUCUAAGCAAGAUUAAUCGGUAAUCUUCCAAAAAUUAAUGAAAUAAAGGUAUAGGAAGUAUCGUA